GCCCGCGGCCAGGCCCCGGACGUGGGGCGGCUUCGGGGCCGAAGCGCCAGCGCGGAGUUCGCCCCGGGGUUCGAGGGCUCGAAGCCGCUGUCUUUAGACGACAGGCCCAUCAGGAGCCCCACGGCGCCGGUGGUGCUCGGGCUGGGCACGGGCUCCUACGGCACCACACGCAUGGGGAGCCCCACCACGGUCUUCAAGCCCCUGGACAGCGCCCCGCCCGUCAUGCGCCGGAGCGACGGCCUGGGGCGCUCGUGGACGCCGGCUUCCACCGCUGCUGCGCUGGUGGCACUGCGGGCUCCUUUGCCCUUGAGGCUGCUGACCAGGACCCAGCGGUGCAGCGUCUGCCUCGAGCACGUGGCUAACGCAGACUGCGUGGUGCUGGAGGAGUGCGGGCGGGACGCGCACGUCUCCUGC
Prorocentrum cordatum is the source of this 414-nucleotide messenger RNA. The record is from the annotation of a GenBank genome assembly. Lineage: Eukaryota; Dinophyceae; Prorocentrales; Prorocentraceae.